Molecule: messenger RNA, 881 nt
Organism: Stereum hirsutum FP-91666 SS1
Lineage: Eukaryota; Fungi; Basidiomycota; Agaricomycetes; Russulales; Stereaceae
Exons: 3
Coding region: 110-748 (212 amino acids)
Biological process (GO): AMP biosynthetic process; ATP biosynthetic process
Molecular function (GO): bis(5'-nucleosyl)-tetraphosphatase (asymmetrical) activity
Source: RefSeq, a predicted model, not a curated record
AUCUUUAUCCUUGUCUUUUCUUUCGUUUAGAUGCAUCCUCCAUCGUAACCAAGACUUUCCUUACACCCUCAUCACCCUCAUCAUUCCAUCUCCGUCAAGCUCAAUAGCGAUGGCGACCUCGAAACUACCGACGAUGCAAUACACCGCCGAUGAGUUUCUCGUCUGUGCAGGUUCCAUCCUUUUUCGCCACGACCCUCAUCCACGUCCCGAGACAUCGUCUGCAAGAGCUUCGUCGCCAUCGAAUUUACCCCCACUCCAAGUCUGCCUCAUUCUUCAUACGGGUCGGCAGGAAUGGCUCCUCCCGAAAGGUCGCAAAGAUCGCUUUGAAGCGAUCACCGCAACCGCCACCCGCGAAACCUUCGAGGAAACAGGCUAUCCCUGUAAACUCCUACCUCUCACUCUAGCCACCCGCGCUCCCCUCCCCGGAUCUCAAACCAAAGACUGUGUGGAAGUGGUACAAGGCUGCGAGGAACCGUUCAUGAUGACGCUGAGGAACGUGCCGAACGGAGGAGAGAAUGGGAAGGUGGGAGGAGUCAAAAUGAUAUGGUGGUUUGUGACGGUGGUGGAUGAGGCGGAGGAGGAGAAGGUGGAGGGUACGCAGACGGCGGUGGAGAGUUAUGUGAGUGAGUUUGUGGAUGUGGGCGAUGCGUUGGAGAGGGCGACGUUUCAAAGCGAUAGAGAUGUAAUUAGGAAGGCAGUCGAGUUGGUGAACGAGACAUAUGGAGGGGAUAUAAGGCACCUGCUAUGAGCGUGAGCGUCUCGUUUGAUAGGUUAGAAUCUACAUCACAGUCCACUUAGUAUUAGAAGUCUCGUCUUUCGCACAUCUGUAUCUGUAAUACAUCUGUCCCAUAAUCUACACUACGGUUUGCACCCGAUUUCUG